This is a messenger RNA of Trifolium pratense (red clover), 2693 nucleotides long. Its product is annotated as probable inactive DNA (cytosine-5)-methyltransferase DRM3. Gene Ontology annotation, cellular component: nucleus. Bases 254 to 2458 code for a protein of 734 amino acids. The transcript has 11 exons. The record is from RefSeq and is a predicted model, not a curated record. NCBI's taxonomy places the organism in Eukaryota, Viridiplantae, Streptophyta, Magnoliopsida, Fabales, Fabaceae.
ACCCACGAAUCUAUACUUGACAAAUUGACUUACACGCACGGAUCCAAUCCAAUUCAUUCACUCUAAACUUUCAACUUUUACUGUCCCGUAAAAUCUAGGAAAAUUGUACUUUACUUUCUCGCUCUCCUCUUCACUUCUGUUCGUGUUCCUAGACCAACCGAACACUGUUUCAGUUUCUCUGUUCUUCCUCCGUGGAGCGCGUGAUAAUCACGCGCCUCCGCCCUCUCAUCUAUUCCCUCUCCGAUCAGGUGAAAUGGCAGGUACUUCAAAUGGAAGACAUGGCAAAAAUCCUGUCUUUCCUAAAACCGAGGACGACGAUUUUGAUUAUGACUUGUCACCUUAUGAUACUCUUUCAAAGGGUUUUGGGAAUCACCAAGAAACUGCUGCAAGUUCGUCUGGAAGCAAACUAAGGUCAUUCUUUAUUGGAAUGGGAUUCUUGCCAGGUCUUGUCGAUAAAGUGAUAGAAGAGAAUGGUGAAGAAAAUUCCGACGCGUUAUUAGAGAUUCUCUUGAGAUGUUCGACAAAUGGUGACUCAUCAGAUUCUUUGGAAGGCUCUCUUAAUACAAGAGAGCGUAGAAGUAUCCCAAAUAUCUUUCCCAAUGCUCACUCAAAAGAGGCUCUUCAAAAAUCAAAUUCAGAGUCCUCUGAUUCUCUCGAAAGAUUAUUCGAUGACAAUGAUUCUCCAGAAGUGUCCACGGUCAAUCGACCCAAAGAGGAGCCUGAUGAAUUUAAUGAAGCUUUUGAAGAUAAAAGAGGUACCUUACUGAUGAUGAAUUUCUCUGUGGAGGAAGUUGAAUUUGCAAUCCGUAAACUUGGCAAUAAAGCGUCAGUUCCUGAGCUGGUGGACUUCAUCUUUGCUGCCCAAAUUGCUAAAAAAAUGAAAAAGGAGGAAGCAGAUGAGGAUGAAAUAACCUGUUAUGUUCGAGAAAAGGAGAUUAGCAAUGAUAAACUCUUCGGAAUUAUGGAAAAAACUCUUCUGUUGUUUGAAAUGGGUUUCUCCGAGAACGAAAUAUCCUCAGCUGUUGAUAAAUUAGGUCCAGAUGUUCCUAUAUCAGAGCUCGCAAACUUUAUUUUUGCAGAACAAAAUGGGGUUGAAUAUGUGAUGCCAUAUAAGUAUCGUCCUGCUUAUUCUUGGAUCAAAGAAGAAAUCAAAGAAGAAGAACAAAGCGAUUGGUACGGUACAGCAGAAAUGAAAGUUGAGGAUUUUAGCCAUGAACCUUCGCAGUCAAGGCAGGUCAACUUAGAGGGAACUGGCACUGGCACUGGCACUGGCGAAAGGGUAAAGGAAGAAGAUUACAUUGAUGAAUUUCCUGAUGACGUAAAAUAUUCCGACUUAAUGGAAAAUGAUAGAAAUAAGAGGCCAAAGUAUGAGUAUGAUGAUAAUUCAAACUCUAGUCUUGUUCCUUAUUGGAUGGAAGAAAAGGUUGAUACAGUUGUUGCCACAAUGUCGAGACGUAACCAAAAUCCAUCUAGGCGUCUAAGUGAUGUGGCAGCAAAGCCUCCAUUUUUCUUGUUUGGAAAUGUUUCAAACAUAGCAUAUGAGUCAUGGAAAAAAAUGAGUCAGUUUCUUUAUGGUAUUGAACCUGAAUUUGUGAAUACCGAGUUCUUUUCGGCCAUGAAUAGAAUAGAAGGUUAUAUACACAAUCUUCCAACAGAAAACAGGUUCCACAUUCUUCCAAAGCCACCUCUGACUAUCGAGGAUGCAAUACCGCGGUCAAAGAAAUGGUGGCCACCUUGGGAUUCAAGGAAGCAGUUGAACUGUAACUACUGUGAAACUGGUGGAAUAAAUCAACUUUGUGAUAGACUAGGAAGGGUUCUCACUGAUUCUGGAGGAGUACUCACAUCUCAACAGCAGAAAGACAUACUUCGGUAUUGUCGCGGUUUGAAUCUUGUGUGGACUGGUAAAUACAAACUGGGUCCAAUAGAACCUGAACACUUGGAGCGUAUCUUAGGCUACCCUUUAAAUCACACUCAAUCUGCUGAAUGUGAUUUGACAGAAAGACUUCAAUUGCUAAAAUAUUGCUUCCAGACUGAUACAUUAGGUUAUCAUCUUUCGGUGUUGAAGCCAAUUUUUCCCGAUGGAUUGACACUGUUGUCGAUUUUUAGUGGAAUUGGUGGGGCAGAAGUUUCCCUUCACCGCCUUGGUAUUAAAAUAAAAGGUCUUGUCUCAGUUGAGACUUCGGCUACUAAGAGGAAGAUUCUCGAGAAGUGGUGGCGAAGUUCUGGACAAACCGGGACUUUGGUUCAGAUUGAAGACAUUCAAAAGCUGACUAGUAAAAAGUUUGAGAAUCUACUCAGUAAACUUGGUGUUUUCGACCUGGUCAUUUAUCAGAAUCCAUGCUCUCAGCCGAUUACCAGGCCUCAGGGAGUUGGAAGUCUCUCUGCUAUAGAAUUUUCAGUGUUUUGUGAAUCUGUUCGUGUUUUGCAACGCGUAAGAGCUCUAUGCGAAAGGAGGUGAAGCAAGUAACUCAUGUCUUAUUGAAGUAAAUUAUGUAGGUCGUUGCUUUUGGUUGCUGUAAAAUAUGCGACUGCACAUGAAAUUUUCAGUGCAGGGAAUUUGUAAGCGUCAUCUUUUUAAUUGUAAAAUAAAAAUUGUUCCCAUCUGUAGGUGUUAUUAUUAUUGACUGUAGGUGUUAUUAACUGCAUUGUUAGAGAGACAUUGACUGGGGCUUCCAUAUCCUGUUUUCGUCGUA